UAUCCUAAACCUCCAAUUUUCCCUGCCGGUAGUGUUCCAUCACUCAACAACUAUUUCACCAGACAUUUCUAGCGGCGCUGAAUAUAGGGAGUUAUGAAUUCUGGCAUCCUAUUCGUCAGCUAUAUGUGUUCCUGUUUCGUCAGAAGUGACGCAUUUUAGCGUGCGGUUGAUAUUGGGUGUGGUGGGGAUGGUGUAGGGUACAUAUUGAACAAGAUCACUGCUGUUGCUGCUUGUGUGCAAGGAGGAAGAGGGCUGUGAACAUCCCCAGCAAAUAAUCAGCAACAGGAACUGCUCAUCAUCAACAUGGCUGCCCCUAUUUACAAUCCAGGCAUCCCCUACUGUGAGAUGAUUCCGGGCGGGCCGCUCCUGCCUGGCCGCAUGAUCCGAAUCCAGGCAUCUUCCUACCCGAAUGCCUCCAGGUUCGCAGUAAACCUGCAGGUGGGGCCGAACGUGAACCCCCGAGACGACAUCGCGAUGCACGUGAACGUGCGCUAUGACGAAAACUGCGUCGUGCGCAACUCGCUGAUCUACCAGAGCUGGGGCGACGAGGAGCGGCACCCCAACUUCAUGCCCCUGCAGCGGGGCGCCAGCUUUGAGAUUCUGAUCUUGUGCGAGCCGUCCGAGUACAAGGUGGCCAUUAACGGGCAGCACUUCUGCGAGUUCCGGCACCGGAUGGCGCCGCAGAACGCCACCUUCUUCUCCAUCGACGGCGACAUUAACGUCACCAUGCUGGCAUUCGAGGGCGGAUCGCCGCCCGGCGCCCCCGGCUACAUGCCGGCCGCCGCCGCUGCGUACGGUGCGACCCAGUCCAGUCCGUACGGCGCGCCGCCGUCGCCCUACGGCGCGCAGCCGUCGCCCUACGGCGCACCGCCCGGCGGCUACGGCGCGGCGCCGUCGCCCUACGGCGCGGCGCCGUCGCCCUACGGCCCGCCGCCCGGCGGCUAUGGCCCGCAAGGCGGCUACGGGCCGCCGCCGCCGCCCUACAGCUCGACAAAUCCCUACCCGCAUCCCCACGGAGCCGGUGGCUACCCUGCGGGAUAUCAGGCCGGAGGGUACAGCGCGCCCGCCUACGCAAGCUACGGCAAGCCCCACAAGAAGGACAAGAAGUCGAAAUUGGCUAAAUACGGCGUGCCGCUGGCGGCCGGCCUGGGCGGUGCGUACGUGCUGAACAAGGCGACGCACGGCAUCGGCCACGGAUUCGGCCAUGCCUUCGGACACGGCUCCGGCAGCUCCAGCUCGUCCAGCAGCGAGGAGGAGUGACGCGCGUCGGUUGUCGGCGGGUACAGCGGGACAGGACGGGACGGGACGGGGUGCCGCACCGGAGGCGCGUCGGCGGCGAGCGGCGCCGUAGCCAGCGUGACACAGACUGCUCGUGGAUCACCGCGCCGCUGCGCCGCUGUGAGGAGAGGAACGUGUCCUUAACCUCCGCAUCGGGUCUGUGAGUCUGUUUCGUUGUGCAUCUUUGACUGACAUGCGGACGGAUCAUUUUGCAUGUGGUCGCAGAUGCGGGUUUGUCACUGUCAUGAAAGAUGAACGGAUGUGUUACGGAAUGUGUAACAAAAUUAGGCAGUUGUGGGGUAUGUGUAUGGAAAAUUUAUUACGAAACAACAACUGCUACCAAGUAUGGGUAUAGACAAUAUUAUGCUGUAGGUAAGGUCAUGGUAGCCGUGGAUGACAAGUGAGUAGGUAGGUUUGCGGAGUGCGUCAGGGGAAGUCUGUAUUUGUGUGUCCCGUUUACCGGAAAGCAUUGAGGAAGGCGGUGAAGGCUAGGUCGGAUGUUGAUCGGCCACGUUCAGAUAAUCACGGUCGAGGAUAGACUUGCUGUUUGGUGUGUUCAGCGACUUGUAACCCCCUCACAUCUCGCUUAGUGUCGCCGGAUGGCGUGGCCGUUGAGCCACGGUGCUGUAAUUGUAUUGAUCCAAUUUUACUGUAUCGUCUAGCCUUUGGACCGACCACGCGGGAUGGAAGUAGUCGUGUAUCCUCAGUCUAGAGGCUCCCGACAGACUUGUUACAAUAUAUCGUGUAUGGACUGUUG
Pollicipes pollicipes is the source of this 2035-nucleotide messenger RNA. Its product is annotated as galectin-4. Gene Ontology annotation, molecular function: galactoside binding; carbohydrate binding. Lineage: Eukaryota; Metazoa; Arthropoda; Thecostraca; Pollicipedomorpha; Pollicipedidae. The record is from RefSeq and is a predicted model, not a curated record. Bases 304 to 1260 code for a protein of 318 amino acids. The transcript is spliced from 7 exons.